Messenger RNA from Naegleria gruberi, 1560 nucleotides. RefSeq lists its product as uncharacterized. The transcript has 3 exons. The record is from RefSeq and is a predicted model, not a curated record. Gene Ontology annotation, biological process: regulation of DNA-templated transcription. Gene Ontology annotation, molecular function: DNA-binding transcription factor activity, RNA polymerase II-specific; zinc ion binding. Lineage: Eukaryota; Heterolobosea; Eutetramitea; Acrasida; Naegleriidae. Bases 1 to 1560 code for a protein of 519 amino acids.
AUGUCGGAAUUUGAGAAUGCUAACGACUCUCCUUCAACUUGUUCCUCAUCAUCAAACUCUAAAAAAAAGAAAAAAUCCAACAAUAAUUCAACGCCAUCCUGUGUCCAAUGCAAAAGAAAUCACAAAAAGUGCGACAAGUUGGAGCCUAAAUGUUCCUAUUGUGUUUCCAGAAAUUUAGAAUGUGUGUAUGAAGAACCUAAAAAAAGAGGAAGAGCUUCGGAAUUAUAUCAAGAAAAUCUCAAAAAGAAAAAAGAAGGUGAUGGAACUUUUGUUGAUGAAUAUUUUGAUUUUAUAUGUGUAGGACAUCCAGUUAUUAAACGUGGCGUUUUAGAACAUUUUCUGAAUAAUUAUCUGGGAAAGAUAGAGAACAUUUCAAAGAGGAAGAUUUCAUUGGAGGAAAAUGAGUUUAUUUCAAAUUUGGAAGAUGUAAAUUGUAUUUAUGCAUUUUACUUGUCGAUAAAGGCUAUUCAUCAUCAAUUGAGAGCUGAAUUGGAUUUGGCUGAUCAGUAUGCAAAGAAUGCUGAAGUGGAAAUUGGGAAAUUGUUUGUGGAUCAUUCCCAGAAUUAUUACUUGUAUUGUGCAUGUCAGCAAUUGUCUGCAUUUUAUAACGGAAAGGGAGAUAUUCUAAAGAGAAAGAUUUACUUGUCAAUGGUUGAAAAUUUUGUGAGUGAAUGCUUGAAAGAUACAACUGAUAUUAUAUGUAAGAAUUUAGAGAGGAGAACUGUCUUUUUGUCCAAGUCAAUGGAUGAAUUGAUUAGUGCAUUACCUGAGUUUAUUGAACACAUGCCAAGGAUUGUGGAAUUGUCUGUAGAUCAGAAAUUGGAUAAUUUAUUAACAACUGGAACAUUAGAUUAUAUGAAAACAGCAAAAGUCACAUCUGAAAAUUGUAUGCUAUUCAAACAAGUAAUUGAUUUUGUAUUCAAAGUUGUCGUUUCACUCAAAUCAGAACAUUUUAAACUAUUUAAUGAUUGUAGAACUGAAAGGUUUACAGAAUUUAUGCAAUUACACAUUAUUUUCACUUACAAUUCUACAAGCUUAUCCUUCUACAGAAAUAUUCCAGAAUUGAGGAGUCUAGUCGAGGAAAUGGCUCUCAAAAUUACACUGUCCACUGAACAUGAACUUUUCAAUGAAAUUCACAUUGAAAUUUGUAAAUUAAUUGAAUCUGGGUUGAGACAAAACAAUCUUCCACUCAUAACCAAUGGUAAAUCAUUAUAUGUCGAUUAUUUUCAAGUUUUGGAAAAGGAUUUGCGUGCUCUUCAAUCACUCUCUCAGAAAUAUUUGAGAAUCAAAAACAAAUGCUCUAAUAUUGUAAGAGAAAUGGAAGAAAUAUUGGAAAGACAAAAGAAUCCACUCAUUAUCACAAUGCCAAAUUACAAUUCCAUACUGCCUCCUCAAGGAGUUUCGAAUGGUGCUAUUCCUCUUCAACAAAGAGAUGAAAGGUUACAAUCGGUACUGAGAUACCUUCAAGAAAUUUCACAAACUGUUUCAGAAAACAUUCCUACUUUUAAACCUUCAGAAAGUUUGGGAGAUUUGGAGCGGGAAUUCUUUGAAUUUAUUUAA